AUGGAGGUGAACUGUGAGGAGUUGGAGAAAGUACUUGUCGGAUUUGACCCUGAGAGGUUUUUUCAAAUUGGUUCGGAACUACCACCCCAGGAGAAGUCAGCACUGACUGCUUUCCUCCGACAGAAUAAUGCCGGGUCAACCUAUCAGAGGAUGAUGACCAGGAUGUUUGAACAGCAGAUGGGUAAAAGCGUUGAAGUGUACAUAGACGACAUGGUGGUUAAAAGUAAGUUGGUUCCCGACCAUAUUGAAGACCUCGGCAACGUUUUUCAAAUACUGAGAAAGUAUAAACUGCGGCUGAACGCAACCAAAUGUUCAUUUGGAGUGGGAUUAGGAAAAUUCUUAGGUUAUAUGAUGACUCACAGAGGCAUUGAGGUUAACCCUGACCAAAUAAGAGUCAUCCAUAGCUUGCAGCCUCCUCAGAAUCCUAAAGAGGUCCAGAAGCUUACUGCUUUCCAACAGCUAAAGGAAUACCUCGCCCAACCACCGAUCAUGUCCAGUCCCGAUGCCGACGAAGUUUUGUAUGCCUACAUCGCAGUAGCCCCACAUGCAGUAAGCUUGGUGCUAAUCCGAGAGGACAACGGCACACAGCGACCGGUCUACUACGUUAGCAAAUCACUGCAGGAUGCAGAAACCCGUUACCUUCCCCUCGAAAAGGCUAUCUUGGCCAUCGUACAGGCCAUACGAAAGCUUCCUUACUACUUUCAAGCACACACUGUUGUAGUGUUAACUCAACUCCCCUUAAAGUCCAUCCUGCGCAGCGCCGAUUACACAAGCAGAAUUGCGAAAUGGGGAACAAUUUUGGGCGCCUUUGACAUUAGAUACAUGCCUCGCACCGCUGUAAAAGGCCAGGUCCUCGCCGACCUAGUGGCAGAAUUUGCGGAGCCCAUACUAGAAGGAAAGGAAAUAUCGGUAUUACUAGGGGCUGAUGAAAGGGUGAUCAGCACAGUUUCUCCGCAUGGACACGCUUGGUGGAAAGCAUACAUUGAUGGCGCAGCGAAUCAAAGGGGCUCAGGGUUAGGGCUUGUUUUGCACUCACCUGAAGGGAUAACCAUAGAGAAGUCAUUGAGACUCGGAUUUUCAUCCACGAACAACGAGGCCGAAUAUGAGGUGCUAUUGGAAGGAAUGCGGAUGAUUCGGAAAAUGGGGGGGAAAGCCGUGGACAUAUUCUCGGAUUCGAGACUCAUUGUGGGACAGGUAAAUGGAGACAUGGAGGCAAAGGACGAGAGAAUGAAAGAGUAUCUGGUUCGGCUUAAGUACUUGCAGACCCAUUUUCAUCACUUCCGCUUGACGCACGUACCCAGAAAUGGGAACACCCACGCCGAUUCUCUCGCGAUGUUGGCUACCUCCUCGGCUAAGCCCCUUCCUCGAGUCAUUUUGGUAGAAGAGCUCAUUCGUCCUUUAACAGAGAAAGCCAAUGGGAUUGGAGUACAUAACCUCAGGGCUGGACCGAGCUGGAUGGACCCUAUAGUGUUGUACUUGAAGCACGACACCUUACCGGAUGACAAGGUUGAGGCUGACAAAAUCAGGAGAAAAGCUACCCGAUUCUGGUUGUCGGAGGACUCCAAGCUUUACCGACGCUUGUUCUCGGGGCCGUAUUUGCUGUGUGUGCACCCAGAGGCUACUGAACUCACCCUGGAAGAGUUACACGAAGGAAUUUGCGGAAGUCACACGGGGGGUAGGUCUUUGUCUCACAGAGCCUUAACGCUGGGUUAUUAG
Messenger RNA from Quercus lobata, 1716 nucleotides. RefSeq lists its product as uncharacterized. The record is from RefSeq and is a predicted model, not a curated record. The transcript is spliced from 3 exons. NCBI's taxonomy places the organism in Eukaryota, Viridiplantae, Streptophyta, Magnoliopsida, Fagales, Fagaceae. Bases 1 to 1716 code for a protein of 571 amino acids. Gene Ontology annotation, molecular function: nucleic acid binding; RNA-DNA hybrid ribonuclease activity.